GUCAGCUUGCUCAAUGGCUAUGGUGCUAAAAUCUCCUUCAUCACCAUCUACUAUGUCUAAUAUUUAUAAUUCUAACUGUAGUUAUGAUGUUUUUCUAAGUUUCCGAGGUGAAGACACUCGUAAGGCGUUCACUGAUCAUCUCUAUAAAGCCUUGAACCAAGCUGGAAUCCGCACAUUUCGAGAUGAUGAUGCCAUGGAAAGAGGAAGAUUCCUGAAGCCAGAACUGGAGAAAGCCAUCCGACAGUCUCAAGUUUUACUCAUUGUUCUCUCGAAAAUAUAUGCAACUUCCAAGUGGUGUCUGGAUGAGGUUAGGAUGAUUAUGGAAAAGUUUGAUAAUAAGCGGCUUGAAGUGGUACCUGUGUUCUAUAACAUCAAGCCGACUACUGUUCGAAAUCAUACAGGCUGCUUUGAAGAUGCAUUUAAGGGUUAUUAUGAGGAGGUAACAAAGGAAACAAAUGUUGAAAAGAAGAAGGAAUUAGCGGAGAAGGUGGAAGCUUGGAGGUCUUUUCUUAGAAAAGCUGGAUCCCUCACUGGAAUGGUACUUCCGGAAGAUGGGUAUGAGGCCGAAUUUAUAUCCAACGUUGUCAAGGUUAUACGAAAGAAGCUGAACUACAACGCCUUAUACAUUGAUGAAAAACUAGUGGGAAUUACCGAGAACAUAGCUAAGAUUGAAUCAUGGUUGCAAGAUCCCUCACCUAAUGCAGUAAUCUAUGUCAUCGAUGGGAUGGGUGGCAUAGGGAAAACAACCGUAGCCAAAUGCGUAUACAACUCAAACUUUCGUGAGUAUGAUUGUAGUUGUUUCCUGGCAAAUAUUUGUGACGCGUCAAGUCAUUCCAAUGGAAUGCUUCGCUUGCAAAGUCAGCUUCUUUCCACAAUUUUAAAGAGUGAAAAGGAAGAGACGGUUUGGAAUGAGUAUGAAGGAACCACUAAGAUUAUAGAUGCCGUGUGCAAAAAAAAAGUACUUCUGGUACUUGAUGAUGUUACAACAUCGCAACAGUUGAAUGCAUUAUUAGGACCACAAAGGUUUUAUCCUGGAAGUAAAGUGAUCAUAACAACUAGACACAAGUCGUUAAUGAUUAAUCUCAAUGUUCAUCCCUAG
Erigeron canadensis is the source of this 1099-nucleotide messenger RNA. RefSeq names its product disease resistance protein RUN1-like. Bases 14 to 1099 code for a protein of 361 amino acids. Gene Ontology annotation, biological process: defense response; signal transduction. The transcript has 2 exons. The record is from RefSeq and is a predicted model, not a curated record. NCBI's taxonomy places the organism in Eukaryota, Viridiplantae, Streptophyta, Magnoliopsida, Asterales, Asteraceae. Gene Ontology annotation, molecular function: ADP binding.